This is a messenger RNA of Prionailurus viverrinus (fishing cat), 3609 nucleotides long. It is a transcript of the gene HCN4, whose product is annotated as hyperpolarization activated cyclic nucleotide gated potassium channel 4. Gene Ontology annotation, cellular component: membrane. The transcript has 8 exons. Lineage: Eukaryota; Metazoa; Chordata; Mammalia; Carnivora; Felidae. Gene Ontology annotation, biological process: potassium ion transport; transmembrane transport. Bases 1 to 3609 code for a protein of 1202 amino acids. The record is from RefSeq and is a predicted model, not a curated record. Gene Ontology annotation, molecular function: voltage-gated potassium channel activity.
AUGGACAAGCUGCCGCCGUCCAUGCGCAAGCGGCUCUACAGCCUUCCGCAGCAGGUGGGGGCCAAGGCGUGGAUCAUGGACGAGGAAGAGGACGCCGAGGAGGAGGGGGCUGGGGGCCGCCAGGACCCCAGCCGCAGGAGCAUCCGGCUGCGGCCGCUGCCCUCACCCUCACCCUCGGCGGCCGCGGGCGGCACGGAGCCCCGGGGCGCGGCCCUCGGGGCGGCGGACGGCGAGGGGCCGGCCCGCGGCGCGGGCAAGUCCAGCACCAACGGCGACUGCAGGCGCUUCCGCGGGAGCCUGGCCUCGCUGGGCAGCCGGGGCGGCGGCGGCGGCUCCGGAGCAGGGGGCGGCAGCAGUCACGGGCACCUGCAUGACUCCGCGGAGGAGCGGCGGCUCAUCGCCGAGGGCGACGCGUCCCCCGGUGAGGACAGGACGCCCCCGGGCCUGGCGGCAGAGCCCGAGCGCCCCGGCGCCUCGGCGCAGCCCGCAGCCUCGCCGCCGCCGCCCCAGCAGCAGCCGCAGCCGGCCUCCGCCUCCUGCGAGCAGCCCUCGGUGGACACUGCUAUCAAAGUGGAGGGAGGCGCGGCCGCCGGCGACCAGAUCCUCCCCGAGGCCGAGGUGCGCCUGGGCCAGGCCGGCUUCAUGCAGCGCCAGUUCGGGGCAAUGCUCCAGCCCGGGGUCAACAAAUUCUCCCUGAGGAUGUUUGGCAGCCAGAAAGCCGUGGAGCGCGAGCAGGAGAGGGUGAAGUCGGCCGGAUUUUGGAUUAUCCACCCCUACAGCGACUUCAGAUUUUAUUGGGACCUGACCAUGCUGCUGCUGAUGGUUGGAAACCUAAUCAUCAUUCCCGUGGGCAUCACCUUCUUCAAGGAUGAGAACACCACACCCUGGAUCGUCUUCAAUGUGGUGUCGGACACGUUCUUCCUCAUCGACUUGGUCCUCAACUUCCGCACAGGGAUCGUGGUGGAGGACAACACAGAGAUCAUCCUGGAUCCGCAGCGGAUUAAGAUGAAGUACCUCAAAAGCUGGUUCGUGGUAGAUUUCAUUUCGUCCAUCCCUGUGGACUACAUUUUCCUCAUCGUGGAGACACGCAUUGACUCAGAGGUCUAUAAGACUGCCCGGGCCUUGCGCAUUGUCCGCUUCACCAAGAUCCUCAGCCUCCUGCGCCUCUUGCGUCUCUCCCGCCUCAUUCGAUAUAUUCAUCAGUGGGAAGAGAUCUUCCACAUGACCUACGACCUGGCCAGCGCCGUGGUGCGCAUAGUAAAUCUCAUCGGCAUGAUGCUCCUGCUCUGCCACUGGGACGGCUGCCUGCAGUUCCUGGUGCCCAUGCUGCAGGACUUCCCCGACGACUGCUGGGUGUCCAUCAACAACAUGGUGAACAACUCCUGGGGAAAGCAGUAUUCCUAUGCCCUCUUCAAGGCCAUGAGCCACAUGCUGUGCAUUGGGUACGGACGGCAGGCACCUGUAGGCAUGUCGGACGUCUGGCUCACCAUGCUCAGCAUGAUUGUGGGCGCCACCUGCUACGCCAUGUUCAUCGGCCACGCCACCGCCCUCAUCCAGUCCCUGGACUCCUCCCGGCGCCAGUACCAGGAAAAGUACAAGCAGGUGGAGCAGUACAUGUCCUUCCACAAGCUCCCGCCCGACACCCGACAGCGCAUCCAUGACUACUAUGAGCACCGCUACCAGGGCAAGAUGUUCGAUGAGGAGAGCAUCCUGGGCGAGCUGAGCGAGCCACUGAGGGAGGAGAUCAUCAACUUUAACUGCCGGAAGCUGGUGGCCUCCAUGCCGCUGUUUGCCAAUGCGGAUCCUAACUUUGUGACAUCCAUGCUGACCAAGCUGCGCUUCGAGGUGUUUCAGCCAGGGGACUACAUCAUCCGAGAAGGCACCAUUGGCAAGAAGAUGUACUUCAUCCAGCACGGUGUGGUCAGUGUGCUCACCAAGGGCAACAAGGAGACCAAGCUGGCAGAUGGCUCCUACUUUGGAGAGAUCUGCCUGCUGACCCGGGGCCGGCGCACGGCCAGCGUGAGGGCUGACACCUACUGUCGCCUCUACUCACUGAGCGUGGACAACUUCAACGAGGUGCUGGAGGAGUACCCCAUGAUGCGGCGGGCCUUUGAGACGGUGGCCCUGGACCGCCUGGACCGCAUUGGCAAGAAGAACUCCAUCCUCCUCCACAAAGUCCAGCACGACCUCAACUCGGGCGUCUUCAACUACCAGGAGAACGAGAUCAUCCAGCAGAUCGUGCAGCACGACCGCGAGAUGGCCCACUGUGCCCACCGCGUCCAGGCCGCCGCCUCCGCCACCCCGACCCCCACGCCGGUCAUCUGGACCCCGCUGAUCCAGGCGCCGCUGCAGGCCGCCGCGGCCACCACCUCGGUGGCCAUCGCGCUCACCCACCACCCCCGCCUGCCCGCUGCCAUCUUCCGCCCUCCUCCCGGCCCCGGGCUAGGCAGCCUCGGGGCGGGGCAGACGCCCAGGCACCUGAAGCGUCUGCAGUCCCUGAUCCCGUCGGCGCUGGGCUCCGCCUCGCCCGCCAGCAGCCCGUCGCAGGUGGACACUCCGUCCUCCUCCUCCUUCCACAUCCAGCAGCUGGCCGGAUUCUCCGCGCCCGCGGGCCUGAGCCCCCUGCUGCCCUCGUCCAGCUCUUCCCCGCCCCCCGGGCUCGGCGGCUCCUCCCCGGCUCCCACGCCGUCCUCCACCGCCGCCGCCGCCGCCACCGCCACCGGCUUCAGCCACUUCCAUAAGGCGUUGGGCGGCUCCCUGUCCUCGUCCGACUCUCCGCUGCUCACCCCGCUGCAGCCCGGCGCCCGCUCGCCGCAGGCCAACCAGCCGCCGCCGCCGCUGCCGGGGGCCCGGGGGGGCCUGGGACUCCUGGAGCAUUUCCUGCCGCCCCCGCCCUCAUCCCGGUCCCCGUCGUCCAGCCCCGGGCAGCUGGGCCAGCCUCCCGGGGAGCUGUCCCCAGGUCUGGCCGCCGGCCCACCAAGUACGCCAGAGACGCCCCCUCGGCAACCGGAGCGCCUGUCCUUCGUGGCCGGGGCCUCUGGGGGGGCUUCUCCCGUAGCCUUUACACCCCGCGGAGGUCUCAGCCCCCCUGGCCACAGCCCAGGCCCCCCGAGAACUUUCCCAAGUGCCCCCCCUCGGGCCUCUGGCUCCCACGGUUCCUUGCUCCUGCCGCCCGCAUCCAGCCCCCCGGCCCCCCAGGUCCCCCAGCGCCGGGGCACGCCACCCCUCACCCCAGGCCGCCUCACCCAGGACCUCAAGCUCAUCUCAGCCUCUCAGCCUGCCCUGCCCCAGGACGGGGCGCAGACUCUCCGCAGAGCCUCUCCGCACUCCUCGGGGGAGUCCGUGGCUGCCUUCCCGCUGGUCCCCAGAGCUGGGGGCGCCAGCGGGGGCAGCGGGGGCCUCGGUCCCCCGGGGAGGCCCUAUGGUGCCGUCCCCGGCCAGCAUGUCACUCUGCCUCGGAAGACAUCCUCAGGUUCUUUGCCACCCCCUCUUUCUUUGUUUGGGGCAAGAGCCGCCUCUUCUGGGGGCCCCCCUCUGACUGCUGCCCCCCAGAGGGAACCUGGGGCCAGGUCUGAGCCGGUGCGCUCCAAACUGCCGUCCAAUCUAUGA